Molecule: messenger RNA, 462 nt
Organism: Brugia malayi
Lineage: Eukaryota; Metazoa; Nematoda; Chromadorea; Rhabditida; Onchocercidae
Product: LIM domain containing protein
Exons: 3
Coding region: 1-462 (153 amino acids)
Biological process (GO): actin cytoskeleton organization; muscle structure development
Cellular component (GO): filamentous actin; Z disc; stress fiber
Molecular function (GO): actin binding; muscle alpha-actinin binding
Source: RefSeq, a predicted model, not a curated record
AUGGGUGAUUCUACAGUAAGCCGUGGUGUGGGAUAUGUCCAACCGCCCGAAAGCGAUCGUCGAAUGUGCGCCCUCUGCAACACAUCGUUAGGUGAGGAAGCGGUGAUUGCAAUGAAUCGCCUCUGGCACCCCGAUCACUUCCGCUGCCAUGCUUGUAAUGCACCAAUCAAGCAAACCUACCAGAUUGCAGAUGAAAUGCCAUAUUGUGUACAAUGUUUUUCUAAGAAAUAUAAUCCAAAAUGUCACGGUUGUGGUGAGAUACUUAUCGAUUCAUGCUUAAUUGCACUUGAUAAACACUGGCAUCCACGUUGUUUCACGUGCGCUGCGUGUAAACAACCAUUACCAAAUGGUGAGCACUAUAUUAUUGAUGAUUUGCCAUAUGAUCGUGACUGUCACUGGGAGAAACGUCUCGAAAAGCGCAUCCGUGUCAUGCAAGGAGCACAUACACGAAUGAAUCAUUGA